AUGGGCCAAUAUUGGAUGCUCGUGAACAUUGACAAACGCCAGUCAACAGGAAGCGAAGGGAAGUUGGGAGAAUUUUUGACAGACAGCUCGCCUGGAACGGUUGCGGAGAGCUUACUGUGUCGGUUGCUACCUUGUCUACUGCGACCCGAGGCCGAGGCACUUACUAAGGACAUCCUCAAGCAUGUCAAGAGUCCCCUUGAAUCCGGCCUGGGGAGGCUCGCUAUUGCUGUGGAACUCUUGGAUCUUAUUUUCUCCAGCAUCGACAACAUACGUGAUGCGACGUGUCUAUGCAUCAGCAAUAAGACACUCUUCGCAAUCGGCUACAAGCAUAUACUGAGAAUAGCUGAAGGGGAUCAAAUUAGAUGGGAGGGUGACCGCAUUAUCUGCCUCGGUGAUUAUGCAGAGGACUUACCAGAAGGGAUGCUCUCCUCCGAAGAAGUGAAUCUACUACGCCUGGAGGGCCAGGAGCUCGAUGACAGUGACCCUGAAGACACUGUCCUUCGCUUGUACGACAUUGCGGCCGAGAAUUUCGACUGUAUAUCCGGCCGUUGGUCUUCUCACAGUUAUGACAGUCGCGAGUGGCGAAUGGCCGGCAUUGAUCGCAAGUUAUACUGCCAGUUGUCAAGGCCUUACUACGUCUAUCACGACCGAUGGGUUCUCUGCAACUUGUCAAAACUCCAAUAUGUCCGCGCCGACACCGUAGCGGAGAUCGUAGGCGACGCUCUCCGCCUUGGAGACGUUCUGCUGUCUCAAAUCUGCUGGUCGACCGACCCUUCUUGUGCGAUACCGUACAAGGGCAAGCUACAUCGCGGCGCCUGGGCAGGCGAUCGCUUCAUAGUCACGACCAUGGAUAAGAUUGAAGGAUCGUUGCGCGAGAACGGAACAUGGACCGAUGUUACGAAAGAUGUGAUGAAGCAGGUUACGGAAAUUUGGAGGUCCGUGUACGGUCCUGAGUGGCCUGAGCAGACGGAAGACUAG
Gloeophyllum trabeum ATCC 11539 is the source of this 978-nucleotide messenger RNA. RefSeq lists its product as uncharacterized. NCBI's taxonomy places the organism in Eukaryota, Fungi, Basidiomycota, Agaricomycetes, Gloeophyllales, Gloeophyllaceae. The transcript has 3 exons. The coding region runs from base 1 to 978 and encodes 325 amino acids. The record is from RefSeq and is a predicted model, not a curated record.